CUGGCUCCGCGGCGGCUGCAGGACCCAGAUCGCUCCGCGCCCGCCUGCUGCUCUGGGGACCCCGGCCCGGGACGCCCCCUCCCGCUGCCUCCAGCCGCCCUGACCCCAGGCUCCGCCCCAGGCCCGGCCAGAGCCCCAGCCCUCCUCAGGGGACCCCAAGGAUUGUCUCUCCUCCCAGGGUCUCUCUCUGUCUCUCUGUCUGUCCCUCUGCUUGGCUCAAGGUGUCUGGGUCUCAGCAUCCCUCAGCCCGAGGCCUCUGAGCGCCCCGGUCUCCUUCUGCCUCUGCGCGCCUGACCUCCCCACUUCCUGCGCCCCAGCCUCGGAGCUGGGGAAGCGGGGGUCUGGGGCCCGCUCUCUGCCCCUCCUUCUCGCUCUCUCUCUGUCUGUCUCUUAGGCCAUCUCUGGGUCCCCUCCGUCUGCAGCCCUGCGAGGCUCAGGACUGCUCAGCCUCGAGGUCUGGGGGUGCCUGGGUCCCCCGCUGUCUCCCACGCCUCCGUGCGCCCCUGCCUCUCCGCGCGCCCCUGCCCCGGUCCGCGCUCGGCUCGGUUUCCAUCCUCGCUCUCCCUGCCUCCCCCAUCCUCAGGGCCCAGCGCCCCCUCCCGCAUCCCUCCCCUCCCCUCCCCUCCCCUCCUUCCCCGCCCCUCCCCUCCUCCGCGGCAGCCAAUGAGCGGCCGCGGGUCCCAGCUCCCGGCGUCGUCCGCCGAGUGAGGCCGCGGGCGCGGGGGGUGGGGGGUGGGAGGCCCGGAGGGGGCCGGGACGCCGGGCUCCGGGGCGGGGGCGGGGGGCGCGGGCGUCGGCGACCCCGGUGGCGGCGGCGGCGGCCGGGGGAAGCCGCGGGGCCGGUCAUGCGGCUGCGGGGCCCGCGGCCCGGAGCGUCCGCCCAGCCCUGAGCGAGGCCCCGCAGGGCGCCCCCCGCCGCUGAGGAUGAGUCACUGCAGCAGCCGCGCCCUGACCCUGCUGAGCAGCGUGUUCGGUGCGUGCGGCCUGCUGCUGGUGGGCAUCGCGGUCAGCACCGACUACUGGCUCUACAUGGAGGAGGGCACGGUGCUGCCGCAGAACCAGACCACGGAGGUCAAGAUGGCCCUGCACGCUGGCCUCUGGCGCGUCUGCUUCUUCGCAGGUCGCGAGAAGGGUCGCUGCGUGGCCUCGGAAUAUUUUCUUGAACCGGAGAUCAACUUGGUGACGGAAAACACGGAGAAUAUUCUGAAGACCGUGCGCACAGCCACCCCCUUCCCCAUGGUCAGCCUCUUCCUCGUGUUCACCGCCUUCGUCAUCAGCAACAUCGGCCACAUCCGCCCACAGAGGACCAUUCUGGCCUUCGUUUCUGGAAUCUUCUUCAUCCUAUCGGGCCUCUCCUUGGUGGUGGGCUUGGUCCUGUACAUCUCCAGCAUCAAUGACGAGGUCAUGAACAGGCCCAGCAGCUCGGAGCAGUACUUCCACUAUCGCUACGGGUGGUCUUUUGCCUUUGCUGCUUCCUCCUUCCUUCUCAAAGAGGGGGCUGGCGUGAUGUCCGUGUACUUGUUCACCAAGCGCUACGCGGAGGAGGAGAUGUACCGCCCGCACCCCGCCUUCUACCGCCCGCGCCUCAGCGACUGCUCCGACUACUCGGGCCAGUUCCUGCAGCCGGAGUCCUGGCGCCGCGGCCGCAGCCCCUCCGACAUCUCCAGCGACGUGUCCAUCCAGAUGACGCAGAACUACCCUCCCGCCAUCAAGUACCCGGACCACCUGCACAUCUCCACCUCGCCCUGCUGAGCGCGCCCCGCGGAGCCCCCUCCUCCGCCGCCCCGAGGCGCCCCCGCGGCGCGGCUCCCCGGCUCCCGGGAGGAGGCUGCUCUCGCGGUGGCCCCGCCCCCUCACCUGUGACCACGCCCAUCACCAUAGCCCCGCCUCCUUUCCUGGCCGUUCCACGCCAUUGGGCCCAUCACUUCAAAUGGCCCCUCCCCCAGUGACCACGCCCAUCACCAUAGCCCCGCCUUCUCUGCAAUAGCCCCUCCUCCUUUCAUAGCC
This is a messenger RNA of Myotis daubentonii (Daubenton's bat), 2007 nucleotides long. RefSeq names its product calcium voltage-gated channel auxiliary subunit gamma 7 (gene CACNG7). The record is from RefSeq and is a predicted model, not a curated record. NCBI's taxonomy places the organism in Eukaryota, Metazoa, Chordata, Mammalia, Chiroptera, Vespertilionidae. Gene Ontology annotation, biological process: transmission of nerve impulse; positive regulation of synaptic transmission, glutamatergic; postsynaptic neurotransmitter receptor diffusion trapping. Gene Ontology annotation, molecular function: channel regulator activity; voltage-gated calcium channel activity. Gene Ontology annotation, cellular component: postsynaptic density membrane; AMPA glutamate receptor complex.